CCCCCGCCCGUGUCCACGUCAGAGGGAGGAGAGCCGGGCCCCAACCCCGACGCCAACAUGGCGGAGCGCAGGAGGCACAAGAAGCGGAUCCAGGAAGUUGGCGAGCCAUCCAAAGAGGAGAAGGCCAUAGCCAAAUACCUACGCUUCAACUGUCCAACCAAGUCCACCAAUAUGAUGGGUCACCGAGUUGAUUAUUUCAUUGCCUCAAAAGCAGUGGAAUGCCUCUUGGACUCCAAGUGGGCGAAGGCCAAGAAAGGAGAGGAAGCCUUAUUCACAACUAGAGAGUCCGUGGUUGACUACUGCAACAGGCUGCUGAAGAAACAGUUCUUUCACCGGGCCCUGAAGGUGAUGAAAAUGAAACCUGAUAAGGACACAAAGAAAGAAAAGGAGAAAAGCAAGGCCGAAAGUGGGAAAGAAGAAGAAAGGCGGAGCAAGAAAGAAAGUGUCAAGGAUGAGAAAGGGAAGAAGGAGAAAGAAAAGGAAAAGAAAAAAGACGGGGACAAGGAAGAGUCCAAAAAGGAGGAGACCCCAGGAACACCCAAGAAAAAGGAAACCAAGAAAAAAUUUAAACUCGAGCCCCAUGAAGAUCAAGUUUUCCUGGACGGGAAUGAGGUAUAUGUGUGGAUCUAUGACCCGGUUCACUUUAAAACAUUUGCCAUGGGACUGAUUCUUGUCAUCGCCGUGAUCGCCGCAACGCUCUUCCCGCUCUGGCCAGCCGAGAUGCGAGUAGGUGUCUAUUACCUAAGUGUCGGAGCAGGCUGUUUUGUGGCCAGCAUUCUCCUCCUCGCCGUUGCCCGCUGCAUACUAUUCCUUAUCAUCUGGCUCAUCACCGGAGGAAGACACCAUUUCUGGUUCCUGCCAAAUCUGACCGCCGACGUGGGCUUCAUCGACUCCUUCAGGCCUCUGUACACACACGAAUACAAAGGACCCAAAGCAGACUUAAAGAAAGAGGAGAAGGCCGAAUCCAAAAAGCACCAGAAGUCUGACAGCGAAGAGAAAUCAGACAGCGAGAAAAAAGAAGAGGACGACGGGAAAGCGGGACCCCUGGGAAGGACCGGAGCGGAGGGCUCCGGGGGAGAGCGGCAUUCCGACACGGACAGUGACAGGAGGGAAGAUGACCGAUCCCAGCACAGUAGUGGAAAUGGGAAUGAUUUCGAAAUGAUCACGAAAGAGGAACUGGAACAGCAGACAGAUGGAGAGUGUGAGGAAGAGGAGGAGGAGGAAGAGGAGGAGGAGAACAAUGAAGAGACGACUCGACCGUCGCAGGAAAAAUCAUAAACUGAACUCGAAUCUGGGGACUGAAUACGUGCAAGGGGUUGGAUUUUCUAUGCUGGCUGAUCACCAAAAUGUAAACCUGGCAUCUGUAGCAUUCUCUAAAUCAGUUUGCUGAAACGUACAUGACAUCCAGGCAGUUCUAUUCAGUCCUUCGUUUUGUAGACCAUUAACUAUUUUUAUUUUUUUUUUUUGGUACAAUGGUAAGUCAUUAAUACGUAUAUUUACAGCCAUUUUAUCCACUUGACAAGUAGCCUGCCAGUAGAUCUUAUUCCUUUCGCUAGUUGUCAGAGAUGCAAGUUUCUUCGGCGGCGUGUAGAAUGACGGCGUUCGGGGCAGCGGCCCAGCUCCUGACCCUUCGGACGUGUCCGGGAAAGCUUUAGAGGUGGCAAAAGCGAGUGACCAAAAUCUCAGAUUACGAAUAGCUCUGUAGUCAUCGAACUGUUACUUCGGAGAUGAAGCGCUGAAGCUCACGGCUGUCUCGCUACUUAAGCUAUAUUCUUAAUUUUCAUAAAAUUGUACCAGGAAACUUUUCUUUAAGACUGUAGAGUUAGCAGGAGGUAACUUUUAAAGUAUCUUUGCUGAAGUUAGGCCAGCCAGUAGUCAAGCAACAGCCUUUUCUGUGGAGCCACGGGUCCUCCUCGACCAACCUAGGAAAUCCAAGCGAAUUCGUUCAUCGGGCGCAGAGGAAGCGGGUCCCCCCCCACCCCUCCCAGCCAACAGAGCCAACGGCCCCAGGUUAGAAACCGGCGAUCGCUCCGUCUCUUCUCUCCUCCCCGUCUCCCCCGGCGUUAACGCAAGAAAACGGUAUUCUGUACAUACUUUACAAAGAAACCUUUUUAUUUUAACGGUUACUUAUUCCCGAGAGGUUUCCUCGACACUUCGAUUUGUAAAACGACGACCAUUUAAGGGUGUGUUUUUAGAGAAAUCCGUGUCACGGAACAUCUUUGUGCGAUCGAUUGGUAGGGCUUUCCACAGCAGCUUCAGUCUUGUGUCAACAUUCCACGUAUUUGAGUAUGAGUAAACCGAUCCUCCUUCAGAAGAGCAGACUUAAAAGUAGCUGUUUGUACGCCUUAAUGUUAUUUUGUUUUUUUUGAUUUAUCUUAAAUCUUUACAUUCGGAAACUGGAGUACUGUAUUAUCAGAUUUAGAAGGCUCUGCUGUGAGAUACUUUACUGUUCUAAAGUGCAGAUGAAAAUAAAGAACAUCAAAAAAGAA
Ornithorhynchus anatinus (platypus) is the source of this 2489-nucleotide messenger RNA. It is a transcript of the gene SEC62, whose product is annotated as SEC62 homolog, preprotein translocation factor. Lineage: Eukaryota; Metazoa; Chordata; Mammalia; Monotremata; Ornithorhynchidae. Gene Ontology annotation, cellular component: endoplasmic reticulum; endoplasmic reticulum membrane. The annotation marks the transcript as partial. The record is from RefSeq and is a predicted model, not a curated record. The transcript is spliced from 8 exons. Gene Ontology annotation, biological process: post-translational protein targeting to membrane, translocation.